Messenger RNA from Astyanax mexicanus (Mexican tetra), 1144 nucleotides. Its product is annotated as NLR family CARD domain-containing protein 3-like. Bases 380 to 1144 code for a protein of 254 amino acids. The transcript has a single exon. The record is from RefSeq and is a predicted model, not a curated record. NCBI's taxonomy places the organism in Eukaryota, Metazoa, Chordata, Actinopteri, Characiformes, Acestrorhamphidae.
AGAAGUAAAUUAGGACGUUCUCUUCAUAUUUCCACUUCCUUUUAGAGAGCUGAAUCUGAUGAAGGAGAAGCAGCUCAGUCUGGUGAAACUUCUUCAGCGCUUCUUCCCAGAAACACAAGAUUUAAAACCAAGACAUUAUAAGAGCUACAAGAUCAUGUUAAUUUUUGAUGGUCUGGAUGAGUGUCGACUGCCUCUGGAUUUCCGGAACAAUGAGAACUUGGUAGAUUUCAGAGGAGCAAACCUCAGUGGAUGUUCUGCUGACGAACCUCAUCAAGGGGAAUCUGCUUCCCUCUGCUCUCCUCUGGAUCACCUCUCGACCAGAGGCAGUCAGUCAGGUCCCUCCUGAGUGUGUUGACCAGGUAAAAGAAGCCUCUGCAUCAUGUGCCACAUACCGGUAUUCUGCUGGAUUACAGCCACUGUUCUAGAGAAGAUGCUGAGUGAAGCUGAGGGUGGAGAAAUUCCCAAAACCCUGACGCAGAUGUUCACACACUUCCGGAUCUUUCAGAUCAAACAUAAGAGCCAGAAGUACAGUGGGAAAAGUGACACUGAUCCUCAGCAGACUAGAGAAAGUGUCCUGGCUCUGGGUAAACUGGCGUUCCAGCAGCUGGAGAAGGGAAACCUGAUCUUCUAUGAAGAAGACCUAAGAGAGAGUGGCAUCAAUAUUCAAGAGGUGUCAGUGUACUCAGGAGUGUGGACCCAGAUCUUUAGAGAGGAACAUGCUUUGUAUCUGGGGAAGGUCUUUAGUUUUGUACAUCUAAGCAUUCAGGAGUUCCUCGCUGCUUUAUAUGCAUUUCUCUGCUUCAUCGAAGGUAAUGUUCUGAUUCUACAAAACACUAAGCAGAAAACUAGUGAAAUCUCCAAGUUUUCCCUCAGGGCAACUAUGACUGACUUUCUGAACGAUGCCGUGGAUAAAGCCUUACAGAGUGAGAGUGGACACCUGGACCUGUUUCUUCGUUUCCUUCUGGGUCUCUCACUGGAGUCUAAUCAGACUCUCUUGCGAGGCAUACUGACACAGAAAGAGAGGAUCUCUCACAGCACUGAGGAAACAGUCAAAUACAUCAAGAAGAAGAUUGAGGAGAACUCUGCUCCAGAAAAAUCCAUCAAUCUGUUCCACUGUCUAAAUGAACUGGUGCACUUCCUCUAG